This is a messenger RNA of Neolamprologus brichardi, 836 nucleotides long. The record is from RefSeq and is a predicted model, not a curated record. NCBI's taxonomy places the organism in Eukaryota, Metazoa, Chordata, Actinopteri, Cichliformes, Cichlidae.
CAAUGAUUUUCAUCUACAUCAGCAUCACAAUUCUGGCAACAACAGCCCUGGCAAAAGGGUCAGUUGAAUGCAUUUUCUCAGAAUCUCCUGGAACCCAUUAUUGUUUUGGAGCCGUAGGUCAGUCGCUAAUUUUUCAUCUGUCACAUAAAAUUGAUACUUUAAUGAGAGUUAUGAAGGAUAACAAAAACUGGGUUGUAAAAACUCACAAUAAUAGGACUAUGAUUUUAAAUCAUGAAUAUGUAAAUCAACCAAGUGGCGUAAAUAAUGGAACACUGAAACUGGGUAAAGCCAUGAAGAAACACUCUGGAUAUUACCAGUUGGAAGAACAUGACUCUAGAGGAAAGUUACUGAAAAAAGCGAAUGUAUCUCUAAAAAUAUAUGCUCCAGUGUCAAAGCCAACACUGUCUCAGACGUGUUUGUCACCAGAACAGAUGAAGAUCAGCUGCUUCUCUGAGGGAGAUGGAGUACAAUUAAUUUUGAGUUUGGAUGGUCAGAUACUUAUACAAAGCAAUGACCACAACCAGUCCCUAACCAUUUGGACAGCCGAGUUUCCAAAUGUUACCAUCAUCUUAGAUGGAAAGCUGACUGGAAACCUUAUGUGCCAAGUUUGGAAUAAUGUCAGCAGAGAUGAAACCGUUAUUCCCCUGGCAGCCUGCAGUGGUUCUGUUACAACCUUGACAGUACCUUUGGUAACCAAUGUCAUCAUGCUGUUUGUGGUUCUGAUUCUGGUUAUAGAACAUUUUUGUAAGAAAGCAAGACCGACAACUGUUAAUGAAGGUAACUUUGGCACUCAUGUUAUCUACACAGAUGUUAGAGUGAUUGCAAAUAACAAAUGA